Messenger RNA from Danio aesculapii, 2306 nucleotides. It is a transcript of the gene riok3, whose product is annotated as RIO kinase 3 (yeast). The transcript has 13 exons. The coding region runs from base 246 to 1769 and encodes 507 amino acids. Gene Ontology annotation, cellular component: cytosol; preribosome, small subunit precursor. Gene Ontology annotation, molecular function: ATP binding; protein serine/threonine kinase activity. The record is from RefSeq and is a predicted model, not a curated record. NCBI's taxonomy places the organism in Eukaryota, Metazoa, Chordata, Actinopteri, Cypriniformes, Danionidae. Gene Ontology annotation, biological process: maturation of SSU-rRNA; protein phosphorylation.
AGCCUUUGUAGGUUGUCUCCGUUGUCUCUCGGAUCUAUUUUUAUCUGACACACAGUCGGUAACGAAUUAACGUAUCGUUUUAAGCCACGUUUUAGCGGUUUUGAUCAAACAUAGUCGUACAUUUUGUUACAUUAAAGUUUAAAACCGAUAUUAAAGAAACCAUACACGCGUUUUACUCUAAAAAUCGACUCGAAGAAAGCAUAGCAACCGUCAGUUACAAUCUUAAAAACCUUCUGUCAAACAACAUGGACCAACUUGAAGUAUCUACAAAAGAAACCAAGAGCCCCUGGGGCGCUCCUGCACUAGCCCCUGCGCCCUGCUCUCUGGCUGAUGUAAUGAGUGAGCAACUGGCCCGACAACUGGAUGAGGAGGGCAGUGCUUUAUCACAGUGCCCAGAUUUCAGUCCUGAGCUGGACCUGGCCGGCACCGCUGAAGCAGACACAGACAGCGACCUGAUUCUGGCCCAGAUGCUUCAGAUGCAGUUUGAUCGUGAGUUUGACACGCAGCUGCGCAUAGAGGAGAAGAAGUUUAAUGGCGACAGUAAAGUCUCCAUAUCCUUUGAGAACUACCGCAUGGUCCAUCCAUAUGAGGACAGUGACAGCUCUGAGGAUGAGGUGGACUGGCAGGACACUCGCCAUGACCCAUACAGAGCUGUCAAACCAACAACAACUCCUAAAAAGGGCUUUGUUGGAAAGGGUAAGAACAUCACCACCAAACAUGACGAGGAGAUCUGCGGACGGAAGAACACGGCACGCAUGGACAAUUUUGCUCCAGAGGUGCACGUGGGCGAUGGGAUCGGCAUGGACCUGAAGCUGUCCAACCAGGUGUACAACGCUCUGAAACGCCACUGUCAGACAGAGCAGCGGCGCAGCGCUCGACUCCAUGAGAAAAAGGAGCACUCCACUGCUGAACAAGCUGUGGACCCCAAGACCAGACUGCUUAUGUACAAAAUGGUGAAUGCUGGGAUACUAGAGAACAUCAAUGGCUGCAUCAGCACAGGAAAAGAGUCGGUGGUGUUUCAUGCUAAUGGCGGAAGCUUUGAAGAAAAGAUUGUCCCAGAAGAGUGUGUGCUCAAGGUUUUCAAGACCACUCUGAAUGAGUUUAAGAACAGAGAUAAAUAUAUUAAGGAUGAUUACCGUUUCAAAGAUCGUUUCAGCAAGUUGAAUCCUCGCAAAAUCAUCCGCCUGUGGGCUGAGAAGGAGAUGCACAACCUCACCAGGAUAAAGAAAGCAGGGAUCCCAUGCCCGGAGGUGGUGAUUCUGAAGAAGCAUAUCCUUGUGAUGUCUUUCAUCGGGAAGGACCACGUUCCUGCACCGAAACUAAAGGAUGCCAUUCUGAACUCUGAGGAUAUGAAGAAUGCAUACUACCAAGUGCUAAAUAUGAUGCAGCGUCUGUAUCAGGACUGUAACCUGGUUCAUGCUGAUCUGAGUGAAUACAACAUGCUCUGGCAUGAUAGACAGGUGUGGUUCAUUGAUGUGAGUCAGUCUAUAGAGCCCACUCACCCACACGGUCUGGAGUUCCUCUUCCGGGACUGCAGGAAUGUGGCCACAUUUUUCCAGAAAGCUGGUGUAGCUGAAGCUUUCAAUGUGUUUGAGCUCUUCAACACCGUAUCCGGACUGCAGAUUAACAGCGAUAAUGAGGCUGAUUUCUUAGCCCAGAUCGAAGCCCUGGAGAAAAGAAACGAAGACCACGUGCAGAAAUCUGGCAAGAAAAUCUUCAGCGACACUUACGAAGGCAGUCCACCUCAAUUAAACACUGACGAUGAUUAACACAAACACAAUAGCCAAAAAAUGAGCAAAGUACCGGAGAGAAAAAUUCCUCCAGUCACAAAAUAACGGUGUGUAAUGGCUCACGAAACGCCCGUGUGAAAUACUCGCGCCAUAUCCUCCUCCUCCUCCUGCUGCUGUUCGGUGUCGAAUGAUAUUUCAUGGUCAUUCCAGACAUCAAGCACAACCUGUCAUUUUUAAAAAACAGACAGAUGUGGGAGGUAAAAAACUGAAAUACACAAAAAAACUAAUAUAGAGGCACAUGUGAUGUUUUAGAAUUAUGUGGUGUUAAUAAUGUGUCUCCUUUCACAAAAAGAGCAAGCCGAGAAUGAAAAUCUCUGGAUUUGUGUGUUGAUUUGAGCGUCAGUGAUGAGCUGAACCCAUGACUGCUCAAACUGUGCAUCAUGAGUGUUACAGCCUGGGGUUUUUAUAUACAUAUGUGGAAUCGUUUUACUAUCAAGAUGGCUAUUGUGGUAGAUUUGGUCCAUAAGAUCCUAAAUUGUCAAAUCAGCUAAAGGUGAAAAUAAACUAUUAAAUAGC